Pimephales promelas (fathead minnow) is the source of this 1488-nucleotide messenger RNA. The record is from RefSeq and is a predicted model, not a curated record. NCBI's taxonomy places the organism in Eukaryota, Metazoa, Chordata, Actinopteri, Cypriniformes, Leuciscidae.
AUGCAGCGUUUCCUCAUGUUUAUCUACGGCGGGUCGAGGCUGAAACCGGUUCUGACUGGUCCCAGUAAAGCUUAUCUGAGAUCUCAGGUCCAGUUUCACUGCGAGGUCCCAGGCUGGGCUUCACCUCUGACCUUCGAACUCAGAAAGGACACAGGGGAUCUUAUUAGUGCAGAAAACAACAUCAAGGUCACCUUCCAGCUGCAGGUCACUGAGGGGUCAGAGGGCAAGUACUACUGCGGGGUCACUGGAGGUCAAACCAGCAACAGCAUCCGUCUCCAUGUCGUGAACGUUCACCUGCGCUGUCUCGUCAGGAAGGGGACGCAUCUGUCCUUCACAUGGGAUCAUGACCAGCAAGAGGUCAACGCCUCGUCACAACACUAUCGGCUCUCAGGAGACGCUCUCACGGUGGACGCCGCGAGUGAACGGCAUGCUGGGACAUACUCGUGCACAGCUCAAAACAUAAUGGAGGUCAACCCGAGAUUCUCCAGCAGCCAAAACCUCCGUGUCACCGUGAAACAGAACAUCUCGACGCUCAAGUUGUCAUUUGUGGUCUUCUUGAAUGGCUCGAGCCUGAUGGCCAACGUUAGCUGCCGUUUGGCACGUGGGUCUCCGCCUGUGACAUUCAGCUUACUGGUGAACGGACAGGAAGUGGAUGUGAAACGUGUGGAUUCGCUGGAGUUCUGGUCCGUUCGGCCCGUCUCUCUCGGUCUGGAUAUGGGCCUGGCUCAAUGUAAAGCUCAGGCAGAAACACAGCAGCUUCUGUCUGAUCCUGUGCAUUUACACGUGGUUCCAGUAGGUGGUGCUGUGCGAGUGAUGGUAAAAUACCUCUAUGAUGUCGAUGCAGUGGUGACAGCGGCUCGGCUCACAUGCUUCCCCGAUAGAGGAACGUUUCCCGCGUUCUCCUGGUCUCUGAACCAUUCCUCCCUUCCACCAGGGGGCAACGCUCACAUGGAGAUGCAGAACGGGCAGAUCUUAUUCCUCACGGACAUCAGCUCUGGUAAUUACCGCUGCAGGGCGAGGGACAGCUUCAACGACAGCUCGAUCUGGGUGGAGAGUGAGGACGUCUUCAUACAGAAGACAGAUUUGUCAGCGACGCCCAUGGAGGUCAUUGCGUUAGUUUUCUGUGGUUUCCUAUCAAUGGUGAUCGUAGGAGCCUCAUGUUUUCUGUUCUGGAGCACCAAGCGCAGAAACAACUCCUGCAAACAUGGCAUUAAACAUGAGAUCCAGUCUGAUGCGAUGCCCAGAAUGAACUUUCCAGCUGAAGUUUCAUUUAAACCUCAAACUGUGGAAAUGAAAACAUUCAUCGUGAAUUUUGCGGACUAAACCAGACCAGACAAGACCUGCUCCAAACACACUAUAGUGAUCCUGCAGACCUUGAUUCGCUGGUUCAGAUGUAUUUAAUUAUGGUUGGAGCUAAACUUUUUGUUGUAAAUGUGCCGUAUCUUUAAGAUUGUAAGGCUUUUAUAUACCAAGUAAAUGUUUAAUUUA